GCGGGGGACUGGCAAGCUUAUCAGUGCGUUGUCAUUCCGAGACAUUUUAUAAGUAAGCGAAGCGUACGACCGCCAUCAUUGUCCGUAGCGACCGCGCAGUGACCGGUACUAGUGUUAGCUCGAAGACAGUGAAUAAGUGUAGCGAUGUUGGCGUUUCCGCAAUGGAGAUUGGAAAUACCCAGCGAUGGGUGUAGGAUCCAACGGUGGAUGCCGGUGGAAAGGUUUGCGCCUUACCUGGCCAGGCCUGUAGCGCUGCCUCCGCUACCCCCUCAGGUGGAAGAUGAAGAUUCAUCAGGUGGUUCAUCUCCUGAACGGAACACAAAUGAGUCGGGUGCGGAUGGGGAGACGGUAUGCGGAUGGCGAGGGUGCGGCGAUCGAUUCCCGAGCGUGGCCCGUCUUUCUGCACAUGUAGCACGCGCUCACGCGCACGCACUACGGGAUGGACUUUUCUAUUGUGGGUGGAAAGGAUGUUUGAGGCCACAGAAAGGAUUUAAUGCUCGAUACAAAAUGUUAGUACAUGUACGUACACACACGAAUGAGCGCCCGCACAUUUGUAACCAGUGCAACAAGAGUUUCUCCAGAGCAGAGAAUUUGAAGAUACAUUUAAGAUCCCAUUCUGGAGAAAAGCCCUACAUCUGCCCUUAUGACGGCUGCGGCAAAGCGUAUUCUAACUCAAGCGAUCGCUUCAAGCACACGCGUACACAUACCGUCGACAAGCCCUAUUGCUGCAAAGUGCCUGGGUGCAACAAAAGAUACACAGACCCAUCCAGUUUGAGGAAACAUGUGAAAACCAACAAACACUUCACCACCGAGGAGGCUCAACGUCGCGAGUCAUCCGACGAAGUGCACAGCUCAGAAACAUUUUCGCCCGCAAGGGAAAAUAGCUCCACGUAUACUCAUGCAGAACGUUCAUCACCAUUACAAAACCACAUAGCGUACAGUCCGAUAAGAAAUACCAUAUCACCGACGAUACCUCCGUACAACCCCAUAUUGCCAACGAUGGGUACUUCAAUCUCCCCACCAGUAGGAUACUCGCCUCUGUUAACAUAUAUAAGGCCUGUGGAACCUAUAUAUCCAGUAAGGGUUCCCGCACAAGAAAUGUCAUAUUUGGAGUACACGCAAAUGUAUGACCACGCACAUAGAAGUUAUUAUUCAAAUAACGCCACAUAUCCAGUAUUAAGGCAAAGUGAAAAGAUAUACACUUAUGAGGAACGGCCACAAUUCGCUGAUGAACCCAUGGAGGAAGCAGAAGACAGAGAAAGUUACAGUCCUGUAGAAGAGAUGCCUUUGAACUUAAUAUGCACCAAGCGAAUUGAAUGCAAACCUAUUGAGGAUCUCGUCAGACGUGAUUUACCUUUAGAUUUAAGUACUAAGAGUUAAUAUUAUUUAUUAAAUUAUUUAUUUACACCCUUACAUGCUAUUUCAAUUAUUUCACAAUAUUUUUAACAGUACAAUAUGAAAUUAAGGAAAGUCAUUGAAGAAAGAUUACUUCAUAAUCCAAUACAUUUAUAUCGCAAAAAUAAACGCAUUAUACAAGGUUGCAAGUUUAUGGCACUUACUACCACUACUACUAAUUAUAAUUGCAUUAGAGUAAUUAUGAUUAAAAAGAGCUCGUAAAUUAUUCGUUAGAAGUGUAGUCAAAUAAACCGUUACACCAUAUUAUUAUUAUUAUUUGCCAAUUGUGAUUAACUAUUACUGACAAGUUUUAACCUUAUCACCUAUAGAAAUUUGAGAAAUUCAAUACAUUUUAAUAAAUCUAGACAAUAGUAGUUUAAGUAUAUGAAACAAAAGGAGUACGACCCUUUUCCCCACUGGGCACACUGGGUAUGUGCCCAGGGCCCAGGGAUGAAUUGGGGCCCCCUAGUUUAGUCCCUACUCCAUUACCAAACCAUAACAGAUAGCUACUCUACUCUCGCCUGAUACAAUCAGUCCUAACAAAUGCUUACCGACUAUGGUCAAUUUGUUCGUUUUUGUUAUUUUUUUAUAAAUGUCUAGCAAGAACUUAAACACCUCAUCACACGACGACUUUUUAAAAUUAUUUUUGGCUGGUUUGUUUUGAAGGUAUGGCAUCC
Messenger RNA from Achroia grisella, 2072 nucleotides. RefSeq names its product zinc finger protein GLIS3-like. The coding region runs from base 145 to 1380 and encodes 411 amino acids. Gene Ontology annotation, biological process: smoothened signaling pathway; regulation of transcription by RNA polymerase II. Lineage: Eukaryota; Metazoa; Arthropoda; Insecta; Lepidoptera; Pyralidae. The transcript is spliced from 4 exons. Gene Ontology annotation, molecular function: RNA polymerase II cis-regulatory region sequence-specific DNA binding; DNA-binding transcription factor activity, RNA polymerase II-specific. Gene Ontology annotation, cellular component: nucleus. The record is from RefSeq and is a predicted model, not a curated record.